AUGAACAGGGUCAAUUUCCGCACAAUCGACAGCAUCACCCACUUGUGGGAGACUCUCAACCUCCCCAAGGAAGCUCUCAAAUCCAUCAAUAUCUCGGACGCCGAUACUAUAUGUCUCCCCUCGUCGUUCAAAAUCGGUCAUCUAGCACAAACUUCAAUCACUCUGACAGCUUUACUCGCAGCUCUGAUCCACUCCGAGCGCGAAACCCUCAAGUUCAUCCCGCAGGUCACGGUACCUGUCCGCCGUGCCUGUUUGGAGUUCAAGUCCGAGCGGCUCCUCACCAUCAACGGGAAGCCCAUGCCCUCAACAUGGGGGCCGAUAGGCGGUCUGCACAGGACUUUGGACGGAUACGUACGCGUUCAUGACUCUUUCCCGAACCACCGCGCCGCAACGAAGAAGCUGCUUGGCCUCGCUGAAGACGCGGAUCGGGAAGCCGUGAGCCGCGCGAUUGCGACCUGGAAAUCAGUCGAUCUUGAAGAUGCAGCUGUCGGUGCAGGUGCGGUGGUGGCCGCAUUGAGGAGCUUCGAGCAGUGGGACGAGUUGCCUCACGCGAAAGCCGUGGCAGACUUUCCAAUCCAAAUCACCAAGAUCGCCGAUUCACCGGCUGGGAUCCCUGACCACCUUACCGCCGCUGGUGGCAGGAAGAGGUGUCUCCACGGGCUGCAGGUUCUGGAACUCAGUCGCGUCAUCGCUGCACCGGUGGCCGGGAGGACGUUGGCCGCCCACGGCGCGGAUGUGCUCUGGAUCACAAGCCCAGAUCUGCCGGACCUACCCAGCAUUGACCGGGACACGGGAAGAGGUAAGAGGACCGCACAACUGGACCUAAAUCAAACAACGGAUCGGGAGAAGAUGUUAGAGCUCAUCGACGACGCGGAUGUCUUCCUUCAGGGGUAUCGUCCGGACAGUCUGGCAGCGAGGGGUCUCUCGCCUGCGCAACUCGCUGCGAGACGAGAGCAGGACGGAAAGAAGGGCAUCAUCUGCGCGAACCUCUCUGCGUAUGGUCCCACCGGCCCGUGGAGCCAACGGCGAGGCUUCGACUCGCUCGUGCAGACAUGCUCGGGAAUGAACGUCUCUGAAGCCGAGCACUUCGGCCAGACCGAUCCUCCUGCCAAGCCUAUGCCUUGUCAAGCACUUGACCAUGCGAGCGGCUAUUUCCUCGCAGCCGGAAUUUUGGCUGCUCUGUAUCGGCAGAUUAGGGAAGGUGGGUCGUGGCAAGUCGACGUCAGUCUAGUCGGAACGAUGAAAUACCUUAGGAGCUUAGGCCAGUAUGAAGGCUUGUCGGGGUUUCAGUGGGAUGCUGACUCAAUGGAGGGCGUGCCUGAGGUGUAUCUCGAGUCCAGACUGUCUGACUUUGGGACACUCAAGGCUGUCAGACAUGCCGCCGCUAUCGAGGGCAUUAACGUGGGGUGGGAUAUCAUGCCCAGGCCAUUAGGGUCAGACGACCCCAGCUGGCUCUGA
Messenger RNA from Cladophialophora carrionii CBS 160.54, 1458 nucleotides. RefSeq lists its product as uncharacterized. Lineage: Eukaryota; Fungi; Ascomycota; Eurotiomycetes; Chaetothyriales; Herpotrichiellaceae. The record is from RefSeq and is a predicted model, not a curated record. Bases 1 to 1458 code for a protein of 485 amino acids. Gene Ontology annotation, molecular function: catalytic activity. The transcript has a single exon.